Molecule: messenger RNA, 3377 nt
Organism: Poeciliopsis prolifica (blackstripe livebearer)
Lineage: Eukaryota; Metazoa; Chordata; Actinopteri; Cyprinodontiformes; Poeciliidae
Product: cadherin-like protein 26
Biological process (GO): adherens junction organization; homophilic cell-cell adhesion; cell-cell junction assembly
Cellular component (GO): plasma membrane; catenin complex; adherens junction
Molecular function (GO): calcium ion binding; cadherin binding
Source: RefSeq, a predicted model, not a curated record
AUGUUUCAUACCAACCUUUUUUGUGGUUUCUUACUGAGUCACUGCACAGAUGCAAACUUUGGGGGUUGGCCUCCCCAGCACUACACAAGUAGCCUAUGCCACAGACAUUCCUAUCAGAGAGGAAAAGAAUUAGCAAGAAGCAUGAUGAGGAGCCUUUCCCUGCUUCUGUUGGUUGCAUUAACAGUCUUGGGAGGAAGUACAGAGGGCACUGAGAGUCAUAAACGAGCUAAACAGGAAUCCUUAUCACGUUCCAAAAGAAGAUGGGUUCUGUCUACCAUAGAACUGCAAGAGGAAAUGGACGUGAAAUACCCAUACAAAAUUUCUACGAUGCACAAUCUUAAGACAGUAGAAAAAGAAUAUUUGUUUGAAAUAAAAGGAGAUGGUGUGGACGAAGGACUGUUUAGCAUUGAUGAAACAACUGGAGAAGUCUAUGUACAUAAGCCCCUUGACAGGGAACAGAAGGAGUCCUAUCAUAUCACAUUUAAUAUCCUGGAUAAAUUUACAAGGGAUCCAAUUGACCGAGAUCUAUCUUUUGAUGUGGAAGUACAAGACAUAAAUGAUAACCCACCGAGGUUCACUAAUCAGCUUCAGAAAAGUUACGAUGUGAAAGAAAAUACGAAAGAAGGAGAGUAUCUGCCAGUGUCCAUGGACAUUGUAGACAACGAUAAGCCAGGCACAAUUAACUCAACAGUCGUGGUCACUGUGGGUAAACAAACCCCAGCUGAACCAAAAAUUGGAAUAAAAAGUGUUAAUGGCAAACUACAUCAACUCAUAGCUGAAGAAUGCUUUGACUAUGAUAAAGAAAAACACUUUGUUAUUGUUAUUACUGCAUCUGAUCAUGGAAAACCACCAGCUUCCACAACUGAAGUUGUUGAACUCAAUAUUAUUGACACAAACAGUCAUCCACCCAAAUUCAAGAAGAGAGAGUAUGAAGCUCAGGCUAACGAAAUGCAAACCAAUGAAGAAAUUUUAAGAGUUGGAGUAGAUGAUGAGGACACUCCCAACACUGACGGCUGGAGAGCCAAGUACUCCUUUAUCAGCGGCAAUGAAGAUGGAACAUACAAUAUUACCACUGACCCUAUAACAAACGAGGGGAUUAUUGGUGUUGCCAAGGGGAAGAAUUUUGACAUAAAUACUUUGGUAAAACUGCAACUCAGAGUUGAGAAUAUUGAACCUUUAAAAGUCUGUAAAGAUGGAAAAUUAAUUGAAGAUCUAAGCAACCUUCCACCAAAAGAUUCUGUCAGCAUCACAGUGAAAAUGAUUGACACUAAUGACCCUCCGGUGUUCGAAAAAAUUACAGCUGAGGUAUAUCACACAGAGGAAUCAGAGGAAGGACAGGUGCUGUAUACUCCUGUGGUUAAAGAUGUUGACUCGAAUAACAUCAGGUUUGAACUGUUAGAAGACCCUGCUGAAUGGGUGACUAUCGAUGAAAAGACAGGAAAAAUCACAACAAUCGAAAAGAUGGAUAGAGAGUCACCUUAUGUAGAUGAGGACGAUAUUUACAGAAUUGUUAUUGCUGCCAUUGAUGAUGGUUCACCUCCAGCCACAAGUACAUGCACAGUCAGUGUCCACCUCAGGGAUAUCAAUGACAACACUCCUACGCUGCUCAACAAUACUGUCAUUUUGUGUUCAAACGAAGCUAACAAGGUCAUGGUGCGUGCUAAAGAUGCUGAUGCUGAUCCUUACAGUGGCCCCUUCAGUUUCUCCUUGGCAGAUGAUAAAACUGCCACAGAACGCUGGAAAAUAGAUCCUACCUACGGUGAAGAGGUUGGCAUUGUUUUGCUGAAGAAAUCUCACUAUGGUAAAUACUCUGUACCAAUACUGAUUCGGGACAAACAGAGUCAAGUUAAGGAGGAGAAAUUAUACAUUGAGGUGUGUGAGUGUGUCCAACCUGGUGUUUGCCCAAAGAUCUUGUCAAUAGGCCUUGGUCACGCUGCCAUAGGAACAAUUUGUGCAGGACUGCUUCCAUUUCUAUUAUUGCUCCUUCUUCUCAACUGCAAGGAACAACACUAUGAGAAAUAUAUAAAGAGUGGAAAAUACACUCAGACAGUGAUGAAUUACAAACAAGAAGGACCGGGUACUGAAUGCAAUGAUGCGUUAAAAAUCAUGCAAUCAAAGAAUAUGGAGAGUAAUCCAGACAGCACCAAGCUGAGCCAUACACAGAUUGAAUCCAACAUGAACCUAACAGAGUCUCAGCCUCUUGUUCACUUCCAACAAAUGAAUAAGGAGGAUUACACAAUGAACUCCAACAUGAAGCACCUUAGUCUCAUCCAAAGAAGCAAAAGGGUGGGUCAUGUGAAUGCAUAUCAGCAUCUGAGAGGCAUGACUACAAAUACCAGACGCUCAACAGUGUCAUCCAACAUGAGGAGCACAGUUCAGAGCUUCCCCUUCAACCAUUCUAUGAGAACCUGGUCAGAUAAUCUUACUAACAGUGAUUUUCAGAGGUCUCUUUCAGAGAUUUGUGAUGAUGAAGAAAAUGGAUCAAAUGACAACAUCAAGAUUUAUGAUUAUGAGGGGAGUGAGAGAAGUUCUGCGUCACAGUAUUCGCUGUUUCCUGACGACCAAGAUUUAAGCUUCUUGAAUGAUCUCGGACCAGAGUUCAACACCUUGGAAAAGAUCAUUACAGAAAACAAGCAGAGAAGUCUGUAAUUUAAUACAAGCUAACCUCUAGUUUGGUAUUAAAGAGUUGCAAGUGGACUUUUUGAUAAGUGUAUGAACAGAAUAGUUAGAUUUUGUACAUAAUGUAUAUAUACAGAUCAUGCACCUUUAAAGUCAAGUACUACACAUUUAAAGUUAUCCACCACACAUAGAUUGUGUGUAAAAACAGCUGCAGUAUGAAACAGGUCAUGCUCUGUUGAUUAUGAAAAGUUGCUCUUUAUUAGAAAUUGAAUGUACUUAUUUGUGUCUUACUUUGCUGAACGGGCAGAAUUAGUUCUAUUAUUAUUAUGGAUAACGUUUCAGUUCUGGUGCUUUGAAUGUCUUUUUUUCCCAACUACAGGUACACUUGUGGACCCAAGGAUUUAUUUAUUUUUUUAAUAACGUGUACAGUGUAUUAAGCUUUUAUUUGUUAAUGUUCUGGGUGUCUUCAUCUGGUGAGACUGAAAAGACACCUAGAUUGAGAAACUGACUUUCAGUUUGUACAUGUAAGUCAUAUUUUUAAUAGUCUUUUCUGGGAAUGCUGAACGGAUGUUGCUGAAAGUUUGACUUGAGACGUCAACAAUAUAAUGGGCUGCUAAGCCACGAAGAGUUCAAUAUUUAAUGUGUAGUACCAGGCAGAAGAAGCUUAAAAAAGUAGAGCCUUCUUAUUGUGUGGUUGGGUAGACAGAAAAUUGACAUGUUACAGUUCUGUUAGUUCACAAUAAACAACUUGUCAAACA